Molecule: messenger RNA, 1891 nt
Organism: Silurus meridionalis
Lineage: Eukaryota; Metazoa; Chordata; Actinopteri; Siluriformes; Siluridae
Gene: snx7
Product: sorting nexin 7
Exons: 10
Coding region: 180-1562 (460 amino acids)
Molecular function (GO): phosphatidylinositol binding
Source: RefSeq, a predicted model, not a curated record
UCAGUUAGUACGCUGAAUUGGACAACAUAGGACUCCUCUUUCCUGAACACGGAAUUUCCGUUUCCGCGCAGUUCAGCGGCUCUACUGCUUCACACCGUGUUUGAGUUUGUUGUUUGUUUUAUGUCAAAAUCAGGUCAUGAAGUUUGAGUGAAAGAAAGUGAGCCGUGAUUUGAGACAUUAUGAGCGGCACUGCUGUCGAAAGCGAUCCGAUACCGGAAGACAUCUCGGGCCAAAUGUUGGAGCUGGACGAGGACGAGGACUUGGAAGUUUUCAGUAAGGAUGCAACCUUCACAGAUGGAAGCUCCUUCAUUGUAUCUAUGCAGACAUCCCCUGGAUCAAUGGUCAAUCAGUACAGAUUUGAUGAUGAGGACGAUGUGGCUGGAAAUAAAGACAUAUUCAUCACAGUUGAUAAUCCUGAGAGUCAUGUGACAACCAUUGAGACAUUUAUCACAUACAGGGUUUUGACUAAGACUACUCGUAGUGAUUUUGACUCAAGUGAGUAUGAAGUCCGCAGGCGCUACCAAGACUUCUUUUGGUUAAAAAGCAAACUGGAGGAGGCUCAUCCAACUCUUAUUGUCCACCCUCUACCAGAGAAAUUUGUUAUGAAGGGAAUGGUGGAAAGGUUUACUAAUGACUUUAUCAAGACAAGGAAAAAAGCACUACACCGGUUUCUUAACAGAAUAGCCGACCAUCCCAUUCUGUCAAGCAGUGAGGAUUUCAAGAUUUUUCUCACAGCACAAGCCUGGGAGCUAGCAUCUCAUAAGAAGCAAGGUCCAGGUUUCUUAAGCAAGAUAGGAGAGACGGUGCGAGCUGUAGCUGCCACAGUCAGAGGGGUCAAAAAUCGGCCAGAGGAAUUUAAUGCUAUACAGGACUAUGUGGAUAACUUUAGUCUGAAGCUGAACUCGCUGGACAAAGUCACCCAGCGAAUCAUCAAAGAAAAAAGAGAGUACCUGGAGGAUAUGAAGGAUUCUGGGCCUCUGUACACCCUAUGGUCUGGCUCAGAGGAGGAGCUGGUGGAGCCUUUGAAGCUCAUGGCAAGUUGCUUGGACAGGUGCUACAAGGAGACUGAAGAGCAGAUCGAGCACCUCAGUAACAGCCUCCUCCCGAUGCUGCACGAGUAUGUGCUCUGCGCUGACAACCUCAAGGCAGUACUGCGGAGACGAGACAACAUCCAAGCAGAGUUCGAGGCUAAGAAUGAAUCUCUUGCCACUAAGAGGACGGAAAGAGAAGCAGAUUCUAAGGUGCUGAGUUUAGCAUGGGACAGCCUGGUGGGCAAAGACCCAGAGGAGGUCAAACAGCAGAAACAACAGAAGCUUAAAGGAGAGAUUAAAGAGAUUAAGGAGGACAUCGAAAAGCUGGAAGAUAAACUGGAACUGGCCAAUAACACACUGAAAGGGGACUGGAGCCGUUGGCAGAAGAACAUGAGGUCUGACCUGAGAACAGUCUUUACCCAAACAGCAGAGAAGAAUGUGGAGUACUAUGAAAAGUGUCUGGCAGUGUGGGAGUCGUUCCUGCUGUCUCAGCGACCCGAGGCCAGGGAAGUGGGCAGAGAUGACUCCUAAUCCCUCAGAAGCUUUUAUCCGAACAGUGAAGACCAAAGUCAAUUUUUUUUGUUUUUUUUUACCUUUCACUGCAGGUGUUUGAAUUGUAUAUAAAAAAAAAAGAUGCCACAGAUUUCUCAGUAUAAACAUAACUGUGCCUUAUCUUAAGCCAAACCAUGAACAGAGAUCUCUGUCACAAUCCCAUUACUUCCUACAAAAGAUUAGUUUGUGUCUGCAGCACACAGAUCUGUUUAGGAAAGGACAAAUAUUUUGCCAUAAAUUGUUUUAUUGGCUUAUUAACAGUCUUGGAUAAUCAAGAAAGAGACAAUAAAGCAAUCUAAUUAAAUUUA